AUGUGUGGGAGGUCAAGUGCAUCCCUUCACCUUGAGUGUGAGUGCAUUUACACCCUUCAAGGAGAGUCCUUCCCUGUUGAUCCCUGCACCAACUGUGGUCUGAACUUCACGAAGCUGUCUGGAACACAAGGGAGGCGUCUGGAACACAAGGGAGGCGUCUGGAACACAAGGGAGGCGUCUGGAACACAAGGGAGGCGUCUGGAACACAAGGGAGGCGUCUGGAACACAAGGGAGACGUCUGGAACACAAGGAAGACGUCUGGAACACAAAGAAGACGUCUGGAACACAAGGAAGACGUCUGGAACACAAGGCAGACGUCUGGAACACAAGGAAGACGUCUGGAACACAAGGGAGGCGUCUGGAACACAAGGGAGGCGUUUGGAACACAAGGGAGGCGUCUGGAACACAAGGGAGGCGUCUGGAACACAAGGGAGGCGUCUGGAACACAAGGGAGGCGUCUGGAACACAAGGGAGGCGUCUGGAACACAAGGGAGGCGUCUGGAACACAAGGGAGGCGUCUGGAACACAAGGGAGACGUCUGGAACACAAGGGAGGCGUCUGGAACACAAGGAAGACGUCUGGAACACAAAGAAGACGUCUGGAACACAAGGAAGACGUCUGGAACACAAGGAAGACGUCUGGAACACAAGGAAGACGUUUGGAACACAAGGGAGGCGUCUGGAACACAAGGGAGGCGUCUGGAACACAAGGGAGACAUCUGGAACACAAGAGAGACAUCUGGAACACAAGGAACACGUCUGGAACACAAGAGAGACAUCUGGAACACAAGAGAGACAUCUGGAACACAAGGAACACGUCUGGAACACAAGAGAGACAUCUGAAACACAAGGAACACGUCUGGAACACAAGGGAGGCGUCUGGAACACAAGGGAGGCGUCUGGAACACAAGGGAGGCGUCUGGAACACAAGGGAGGCGUCUGGAACACAAGGAACACGUCUGGAACACAAGGAACACGUCUGGAACACAAGGAACACGUCUGGAACACAAGGAACACGUCUGGAACACAAGGGAGGCGUCUGGAACACAAGAGAGACAUCUGGAACACAAGGAACACGUCUGGAACACAAGGGAGGCGUCUGGAACACAAGAGAGACAUCUGGAACACAAGGAACACGUCUGGAACACAAGGGAGGCGUCUGGAACACAAGAGAGACAUCUGGAACACAAGGAACACGUCUGGAACACAAGGAACACGUCUGGAACACAAGGGAGGCGUCUGGAACACAAGGGAGGCGUCUGGAACACAAGGGAGGCGUCUGGAACACAAGGGAGGCGUCUGGAACACAAGGAACACGUCUGGAACACAAGGAACACGUCUGGAACACAAGGAACACGUCUGGAACACAAGGGAGGCGUCUGGAACACAAGAGAGACAUCUGGAACACAAGGAACACGUCUGGAACACAAGGGAGGCGUCUGGAACACAAGAGAGACAUCUGGAACACAAGGAACACGUCUGGAACACAAGGGAGGCGUCUGGAACACAAGAGAGACAUCUGGAACACAAGGAACACGUCUGGAACACAAGGGAGGCGUCUGGAACACAAGAGAGACAUCUGGAACACAAGGAACACGUCUGGAACACAAGGAACACGUCUGGAACACAAGGAACACGUCUGGAACACAAGGGAGGCGUCUGGAACACAAGGGAGGCGUCUGGAACACAAGAGAGACAUCUGGAACACAAGGAACACGUCUGGAACACAAGGAACACGUCUGGAACACAAGGAACACGUCUGGAACACAAGGAACACGUCUGGAACACAAGGAACACGUCUGGAACACAAGGUAGGCGUCUGGAACACAAGAGAGACAUCUGGAACACAAGGAACACGUCUGGAACACAAGAGAGACAUCUGGAACACAAGGAACACGUCUGGAACACAAGGGAGGCGUCUGGAACACAAGGAACACGUCUGGAACACAAGAGAGGCGCCUGUAGGAUCCACAAUAUCUAA
Molecule: messenger RNA, 1980 nt
Organism: Procambarus clarkii (red swamp crayfish)
Lineage: Eukaryota; Metazoa; Arthropoda; Malacostraca; Decapoda; Cambaridae
Source: RefSeq, a predicted model, not a curated record